CAGAGUGGGGGCUACGAUGUGGAUGUGUUUGUGGAGCGCCCGGGCAGCGAUAUGUUGUGUACCAUCUGCAGGCUGGUCCUCAGGUGUCCCGUCAGGACGGCCUGCAGCCACGUCUUCUGCAAGAGCUGCAUCCUGGAGUGGAUUAAGAGACAGGAGACAUGUCCGUGUUGCAGGAGGCUCAUCAGCGUUAGUCACAUGGUUGUCCUGCUGAGGCUGAACAAAGCCAUUAGCCACCUGAAGGUGAAGUGCCAGAACACGGGCUGUUCCGCCACCUUCCCUCUGUCUGAGCAGCACCUCCACAGCUCCUGCUGCCCCUUCCAGAAGUUUCCCUGCCCCCAGCCGGGCUGCGGCCUGCAGGUACCCUGGGACCAGCUGCAGUCCCACGCCCGGCGCUGCCAGCAGGGGGAGCCGCUCUGCCCCGGAGGCUAUGGCACGGCACUCAGCCCGACCUGCCUGUCCCAGCACACCUGCUACAGACAGCUGAAGCAGCAGCUGGCAGUCCAGAGGCAGAGAUGCAGGGCUGUCGCCAUCACCGUCCGCAGGAAGGUGGGCAAACUGCAAAGUGCCAUGACGCUCUUGAAAAGACAGGUGGCGCUCAUCUACGGCAGCCUGGAGGUCCCAGACAGCCAGGAGGUGGAAAGAGAUGGACGAGGACAGGGGAAUGAGAGUGUGGGAUGGAUCAACACUGUGGCAAAGACCACACGUCUCUGAGUAGUGCAUUGAUGUAAAAUAUUGAUCAAACUGAUGUUUUCCACCAAGAGAAAAUGGUGUAUUAGAGAGAUGAGAGAGAAAAAUAAACCACAGCACAGGGUAACCCAAAGAGGCAAACACCUACAUUUCAUUAAAUAUUCAGUGAUGUGG
Myripristis murdjan (pinecone soldierfish) is the source of this 861-nucleotide messenger RNA. It is a transcript of the gene rnf151, whose product is annotated as ring finger protein 151. Gene Ontology annotation, biological process: protein ubiquitination. The annotation marks the transcript as partial. The transcript has 4 exons. Lineage: Eukaryota; Metazoa; Chordata; Actinopteri; Holocentriformes; Holocentridae. Gene Ontology annotation, molecular function: ubiquitin-protein transferase activity; zinc ion binding. The record is from RefSeq and is a predicted model, not a curated record.